This is a messenger RNA of Dreissena polymorpha, 1546 nucleotides long. RefSeq lists its product as uncharacterized. Lineage: Eukaryota; Metazoa; Mollusca; Bivalvia; Myida; Dreissenidae. The record is from RefSeq and is a predicted model, not a curated record. Gene Ontology annotation, molecular function: chitin binding. Gene Ontology annotation, cellular component: extracellular region. The transcript has 3 exons. Bases 46 to 702 code for a protein of 218 amino acids.
UAUUUCAAAUUACCAGGUCCGCUGUCUAUCGAAGAGCGUUGCAACAUGUUUGGCGGCAUAAUCGCCCAUCCCACGGAAUGUCAGGCGUACUACAACUGCAGCGUUCGCUACCAGGACGUUCCUCGGUUGCUGGAGCAACAUAUGGUCGAGUGUCCGUACCCCGAACUCUUCAACGCGGAGACCAAGCAGUGUGAACAUUUUGAAAAAGUGAAGUGUGGAUCUAGACGAGAAUUUAAAGAUGCUUGCGACUACAGAAGGAACGGCUGCGUAGCAGCCCACUGUAUUCCUUGCAAUGUCCAGUUCGGCAAAUGUGAGGGGAAACCCAACGGUCUUGCACCGCACGAGGCGAAACUGUGGAGUCCAUACUAUGUCGUCUGCUACAAAGACCGGACCGUGGAGCACAACACGUGCAAAGCAGACGAGAGCGGACGGACGCAGUUAUUCCAUCCAGACUUUAACCAAUGUGUUCCCCUGGACAUGAUCCCGCGAGAUCACGGAGGAAUGAUGCCCGAGUGCGAGACCAAGUUAGACGGCCUCUACCCGGAUGUGUCGGGUCGGUGUGACCGAUAUGUCCACUGCAAGGGCGGCAAGUACGCGGGCACUGUCAAGUGCGCGGUCGGCGAGGUGUUUGACUUCACUCGUGCCGCUUGUAUGCCGGAACAUCAAGCCUGUGGGCCGCGCGGCAAGCACGAAAACUGCUAAGAGAGUGCAUUCAUGUUGGGUAUCGAGAAUGCGAACUUUUCCAGCGUUGUGGGCCAUCGCAGAUUCAUUUUAAAAAUAAUCGUUUGAGUAUGAACGAUUUCAUGCUCUUUCUGAGUUAAAUUGUGUUUGGUGGAAUAAGACUUCGUGGAUUCUGAAAGUUCUGGGACGAAUUCUUCACCUGUUGGACCGUCAUGGACUCACUUACACAUCUGUGAUAACAAUGUUUGUUUUUUUUUGUAAAAAAAUGUUAUAAAUUUAUAUUAAAUUGCAUCAUCGUUUCGAUAAUUUAUUAUUCGUUAUGCAUCAUAAAUAAUGACAUUAUUUGUUCGUUUGGUACUAGCUACUAGGGCGUAUGACUGUAUAUAUUGUUGUGAUAGUCAUCUGCCAAAUUUGCCAGACUUUUUAUUUUCACAAAUAUAUGCUAUCCAUUUCUUAUAUCUCCUACUCUAUAACUUCAAAUACAUAUGUUUGUUUUUUUCAGUAUCUAAUUUACCAAAGCUUUUAAUUAAAUAUAACCGCGUCAACGAUACGGAUACCUUUUUUAUUGGAGCUACAUUUUUUUGCAAAACUAAUAUUACUAUAAUUUAUUUAACAGAUUUUUUUUCUAUUAAUUUACGCAAAGCUGUGUUUAAAAAUAAAACUUGUUUGUUGUGUAUAUUUCUCAACGGUGGAAAUCCUGUAAAAAUGUGACGUUGAUUGAAUGGGCCUUGACGCUGAGUGUGUGUAAACCACAACGUAAUAGAUCUAAUGACGUGAUUCUUUGCAUGAUUAAAUGUUCAUAUUUUUUCAUUAUCGUGUUCAUCGUGAGUUACUUGUUGUUGAAAUCCAUGUUAAAUAAAAUAAU